This is a messenger RNA of Hypoxylon trugodes, 927 nucleotides long. Its product is annotated as gluconolactonase. The coding region runs from base 1 to 927 and encodes 308 amino acids. Lineage: Eukaryota; Fungi; Ascomycota; Sordariomycetes; Xylariales; Hypoxylaceae. The transcript is spliced from 3 exons. The record is from RefSeq and is a predicted model, not a curated record.
AUGAACUUUUAUCCCGUGCCUCCAACAAUUCAAGCAGAAGAAUUCGUCCGGAUUCCAGACGAAUUAAGAUGCUUAAACCAAGCGUCGGAAUGGCGAGGUGGCUUUGCAAGACAAUUCCAAUGGAUAUUCCUCGAAGGACCCGUCGCCGACUUGGAGGGUAAUCUUUACGUUGUUGAUGUGCCAUACGGCAGAGUCCUAAAGGUUGACGUAAAUAAAGAAGUUUCUAUCUGUGCUCAGUGGGAUGGGGAGCCUAAUGGCUUGGCUGUGGAUAAAGAUGGAAACCUUCUUGUUGCAGAUUAUAAGCAGGGUAUCUUUUGCCUCGACCCAUCAACGGGAAGUGUUACUCCUAGAUUAACUAGGAGACAUCUCGAACGGUUCAAGGGUCCAAAUGAUUUAAUUGUCGAUUCGAGAGGCAACAUAUUCUUUACGGACCAGGGUCAAACAGGUAUGACCGAUCAGACGGGUAAAGUGUAUAAGAUAUGUGCCGAUGGAAGAUUGGAAACUCUGGUUGAAAAUGGCGUUUCUCCCAAUGGCCUAGUCCUCUCACGGGACGAGCGAUUUUUAUAUGUUGCGAUGACGCGAGCAAACCAAGUGUGGCGGCUUCCUCUUCAUGAGGACGGUACGGUCACUAAAGCAGGGGUAUUCUUCCAAUCUUUCGGCAACGCUGGCCCAGAUGGUCUGGCACUUGAUGAAGAAGGGAGUCUUUUCAUUUGUCAUCCUAGUCUCGCGUCCGUUUUUGUCGUAGAUUCGGAUGGCGUCCCAAAGGCAAGAAUUGUAAGCGGAAGCCAAGGCAUAAACUUGACUAAUUGCUGCUUUGGCGGACCUGAGAAUAAAACAUUGUUUAUUACGGAUAGUCUCGAGGGUAUCAUACAGAAAGUCGAAUGGCACUGUAGGGGCGCGACGAAAAGACCGAUAGUUAAGCAGUAA